Solanum stenotomum is the source of this 1772-nucleotide messenger RNA. RefSeq names its product flocculation protein FLO11-like. NCBI's taxonomy places the organism in Eukaryota, Viridiplantae, Streptophyta, Magnoliopsida, Solanales, Solanaceae. The transcript is spliced from 4 exons. The record is from RefSeq and is a predicted model, not a curated record. The coding region runs from base 52 to 1494 and encodes 480 amino acids.
UUCAACCUUUCCACUCCCCUGGGCAAAAAGUAAGGUGAACACGCAGCAUUAAUGUCAAUAAUAAGAAAACAAUAUGGAAAGGCAAAUGCUUCUUCACCAUUUUCAUUUUCAAAUUUUAAUCCUAUCACUCCUUCUUCUCCAAUGAAGUUCGGGUUUUCAUCUACUGAUUCCGGCUCUUCCUCGCCGGUUUCUGGCGAUACAGUUCCUGGACUAUCGGCUACAGUUCCUUCGUGGUUGCUCGGAACUAGUUUCGUUUCAACUGAUAACUCUACUUUGCCUUGGUUUUCGAAGGCGAGCUCAUCAACUGUGACUUCGUCAUCUUUAGGACCGACUACUACAAACAAUUGUUUUUCGGAUUCACUAUCAUCAGUCACUUCACCGUCUUCGGUUUCGGAAAUUACUACUACGGUAUCAGCCACUUCAACAUCUUCUCUCUCUGGAAAAACAUCUGUUUCAACUUCUUCACCACCACAAUCAACCGUCUCAGCACCGGGAUUUGUAACUGUCCCUGCUAGUUGUUCCCCCGAGCAGGAUGAGGUUGCUGCAAUUUUGGCAAGACAAUGUGAGAAGCUUCUGUCCCGCCAAGCUCAAGGCAGAGGGCAAAAUGAAAAGCAUGUUGCAGUCGCUCAGCCUUGUGCCUAUGGAGCAACAGAAUUUGAAACUAAAAGCUCAAUCAUGCCUGUCGGUGAUGCUGCUCAUAUACCUGCUGCUACUACUGAACAGAAAUAUGGGGAGUCCAAGCCGUGCAGUAUUCCCAUUAGCAGUGCCCCUUCAAUUUCCACUCCUUCAGUCCCGAUGGACUCAAAGUCAGGCAGCUCAUUGCUUCCAAGCUCGCAGCCUGUUGAGGAGGAGCAACCUUACCUUCCACCUGUCGAUCUUCUGGACUCAACAAUCGAAAUGUGGGAACGGGUUGUCGUGAAUAACAAAACAGAUCAAGAGGUCACUGAAGAGGGGCUUCGUCACUUCUACGAGGGCAUCAACUAUUUUUGUCUUCUGUCAGAACGCCUUCUAGUAGUCACUGACAAGUAUGAUGAGGAGGCAAAAGUGAGGGAUGAAAUGGAAAAGAUGACCUCUUCUUUGAAAGAUAAGUUGGCAAAAGCCAGUCGAAAGCUCGAGGACUCUAAGAAGGAGAAGGAGAGUCUUGAGCAUGAGUUGGCUGGGGCUGCAAACAAGAUAACUGCUCUAACUGGUGAGAAGGACUCCAUUUUACUGGUCCAGACGUUCCUUCACCAGACUAUCUCCGAGCUGAGAAGGGAAUUGGAGGAGGCUGGUCCUGCUGCCAUCCAGAGAUACAAGGCUUCCUCCUUGUACAGACAGGAACUCAUGGAGUAUGCUGCUCCUUACAUGGGAAAUGGGGUGAAGCUGGCCAUAGAGAAGAUCAAGGCUAAAGAUCCCACAUUUGAACCCGAGACCUAUGGCCUUGAGAUGUACAUUCUCCCUCCUGAAGCUGAUGACCAAGAAUUCUCAUCAGAGGAAAGUGAUGGUGGGUGCUAAUCACGAGUAAGCUUGAGAUAUGACUGAAGGAGUAAGUUUUACGAGAUUUUGGUUAUAAAGGUGUUGUUGACGUAAGUGCUGAAGAAAGAAAAGAUCCCCGGAGCUUCGCGUGAAGCUCUUUCUUUUUUACAUAUGCUUAUGCGAAUGCAACUUUUCUGGCUACUCUUUAUCUCUGAACUAGUGUGUUUGGCUGCUCCAUUGAAGUUUUUGGUGGUGUUAAUAGAGUAUGUAUGAAUGUGCUAACAUCAAAACUCUGCAGUAUAUAUAUAAGGUGUUAC